Molecule: messenger RNA, 567 nt
Organism: Triticum urartu
Lineage: Eukaryota; Viridiplantae; Streptophyta; Magnoliopsida; Poales; Poaceae
Product: Bowman-Birk type trypsin inhibitor
Cellular component (GO): extracellular region
Molecular function (GO): serine-type endopeptidase inhibitor activity
Source: RefSeq, a predicted model, not a curated record
UUGGCCGCACGCAUACGCGCUCAGUCUGAGAUAGCCAAGCCAAAGCACAAGCUCCCUCCCUCCAAAUUAAACCAGUCCCAUCCUUGCAAGCAUGAGGCCUCAGGUGCUGCUCCUCGCGUUGGCCGUCGUCGCCGUCCUCGCAGCUCUGCCCCUCGCACAUGGCCAAGGGGCGAGCCCGUGGCCGUGCUGCGACAAGUGCGGCGUGUGCACCAAGUCCAUUCCGCCACAGUGCAGGUGCCAGGACGUGUCGCCGACCAGGUGCAACACGGCUUGCAAGAGCUGCGUCAGGUCCACCGCUGGCUUCCAAUGCGCAGAUAGCAUCACCAACUUCUGCGAGCGCCGCUGCACAGCGGCGGCGUGAUUGCACGGCGGCUCAUGUCCUGUUGUUGCUUGCCUGAAUAAUGCUUGUGCCUUUACUUUUCUCUCCUCGUUCGGAGCUCCCUCUGCAUGCAUCUUGGUCUAGAUGGAUGCAGAGAAGAAAUGACCGUUUGAUGCUUCCUUGUCGUUUUUACUACGUCUGAAAUAAAUAAAGAGCAUAUUCUAUGCUCAAAAUUCUUCUUGAUUGAA